AUGGAAACCCCAUUACAUCUGCACAACGAUUUAUAUCACGAGCCGCAACAGCAGCGGCAGCAGCAACAGCAGCGGCAGCAGCACUACUGCAGGCGCGGGGAUCGCUCCACUAAGCAGUACGAGCGGGGCUGCACCUGCAGCCACUGUGCAGUAUAUGAUGCGAGGAGAGGCGACGUCGUCCGCGGGACAUCGCCGACCACCGGGGCGGCAACUUUGAGGACGCCCUCGGUCACGUCUUCCCGGCGAGGCGGUCAGUCCCAUAGCGUCUGCGAGCUCACUCCUGCUUCCAGCCAUGGUAGUUCAUCCAGACACCAUCCUCCUCCGCCGCCUCCUCCACCUCCUCCACCUCCUCCUCCUCCUCCUCCCCCUCCUCAGCAGCAGCAGCGGGGCAGCCUGGGCAGCAGCCACGAAGAGAGUAACUCCUGUAACGCAAUGAGCAGCUGCAGAUACAACGGCGGCGUGAUGCGUCCGCUGAGCAACUUGAGCUCGUCCCGCAGAAACCUACACGAGUUCGAUUCCGAGUCCCAGCCUCUGCAGCCCAUUUCCACGGCGGAUGCGUCGGACACUCUAGCGUCUAAGCCUGACAACAACUCCACUACCCUGAUGCCGUACUCAUCGGGGGAAGGGGGUGGCGGCGGACACAGUGGCGGCAAAUCGGGGAAAAAGAAGAACCAGAACAUAGGGGAGAAGCUUGGGCACCGGAGGGCCCUGUUCGAGAAACGGAAGAGACUCAGCGACUACGCGCUGAUCUUCGGGAUGUUUGGGAUAGUUGUUAUGGUUAUAGAGACGGAGCUCUCAUGGGGAGCCUACGGGAAGGAGUCCUUGUACUCGUUGGCUCUGAAAUGCCUGAUAAGCCUUUCUACCAUCAUCCUGCUUGGGCUGAUCAUCAUCUACCACGCCAGAGAGAUCCAGCUGUUCAUGGUGGACAAUGCGGCGGACGACUGGCGCAUCGCCAUGACGUAUGAGCGUAUCUUCUUCAUCUGCCUGGAGAUCCUGGUGUGUGCCAUCCACCCCAUCCCGGGGAACUACACCUUCACCUGGACGGCGCGACUGGCCUUCACCUACAUGGCCUCCAAGACGGACGCCGACGUGGACAUCAUCCUCUCCAUCCCCAUGUUCCUGCGGCUGUACCUGAUCGCCCGCGUCAUGCUGCUGCACAGCAAGCUGUUCACGGACGCCUCGUCGCGCAGCAUCGGCGCGCUCAACAAGAUCAACUUCAACACGCGCUUCGUCAUGAAGACGCUCAUGACCAUCUGCCCCGGCACCGUGCUGCUGGUCUUCACCAUCUCACUGUGGAUCAUCGCCGCCUGGACCGUCAGGGCCUGCGAGAGAUACCACGACAACAUGGACAUAACCAGCAACUUUCUAGGAGCCAUGUGGUUGAUCUCCAUCACAUUCCUAACCAUCGGAUACGGGGACAUGGUCCCCAACACGUACUGUGGCAAGGGAGUGUGCCUCCUCACAGGCAUCAUGGGGGCCGGCUGCACUGCCCUGGUGGUGGCUGUGGUGGCCAAGAAGCUGGAGUUAACCAAAGCUGAGAAGCACGUCCACAACUUCAUGAUGGACACACAGCUAACAAAAAGAGUGAAAAACACGGCGGCGAAUGUUCUCAGGGAGACGUGGCUGAUCUACAAGAACACCAAGCUGGUGCGGAAGAUGGACCACGCCCGGGUCCGCAAGCACCAGAGGAAGUUCCUGCAAGCCAUUCACCAAUUAAGAAGUGUUAAAAUGGAGCAACGCAAGCUGAAUGACCAAGCAAACUCACUAGUGGACCUGGCCAAGACCCAGAACGUCAUGUACGACAUGAUAUCGGACCUGAACGAGCGCGGGGAGGACAUGGAGAAGAGGAUAGCGCUGCUGGAGGCCAAGCUGGAGACGUUGCUAGGCAACCUGCAGGCUCUGCCGGGGCUCAUCAGUCAGGUGAUCAGCCAGCAGCACAGAGACUUCCUGGAGGUGCAGCUGCAACCCUACGACAAACACAGCCCCGACCGCUCGCAGUCGGUGUCGCGGAGGCGCUCGUCCUCCACGGCCCCGCCCACCUCCUCUGAGAGCAGCUAA
Gadus chalcogrammus (walleye pollock) is the source of this 2058-nucleotide messenger RNA. It is a transcript of the gene kcnn2, whose product is annotated as potassium calcium-activated channel subfamily N member 2. The record is from RefSeq and is a predicted model, not a curated record. Gene Ontology annotation, molecular function: small conductance calcium-activated potassium channel activity; calmodulin binding. The coding region runs from base 1 to 2058 and encodes 685 amino acids. The transcript has 9 exons. Gene Ontology annotation, biological process: potassium ion transmembrane transport. Gene Ontology annotation, cellular component: neuron projection; neuronal cell body; plasma membrane. Lineage: Eukaryota; Metazoa; Chordata; Actinopteri; Gadiformes; Gadidae.